CGGAAGCAUAUUCCCACAAAACAAAUUAUCCGACAAAAGGCGAAGCUGUGUUAUCUGACGUCAUGAAGGAUAUGCGCCAUGUCGACGUGGAUGAGAUACUGGAUGCCCUGGGAAGUCGCGGCAAAUAUCAAAUAUUGAUGUACUUCCUGACCACCUUAAAUACUGUUACCGAGGCUUUUUUUUCAUUAAAUAUAAUCUUCAUAGGUCAAGCCAAUCCACAUAAAUGUGCGCCGCCACCUGAUCUACCCGUCAACCGAAGUGAUGACGUAUUUGGCAAAUGUUCUAUUUUGAGUCAGAAUCAAACUACCGUUAGUUCCUGUAUCUAUGGCUACCAGUAUGAAUAUCCCACGGAUUUUUCCAUUGUCUCUGACUUUGAUCUCGUGUGUGAUCAAGCAGCUCUCGCCGAUUUAUCGCAGACAAUGCUAAAUGUUGGAAUGGCAAUCGGAGCGUCAACCCUGACACUAGCAUCUGAUAAAUAUGGUAGGAAACCUGUAUCUGUUUUAAGCCAUCUGGCAUGUCUUGCUAUAGGUAUUUGUGCUUCCUUUGCUCCCAACUAUACUGUGUUUAUGGUGAUGAGAUUUCUCAGUGGAAUAGUUCAACAGGGAUCUUUUUUAUGUGCAUUUACCUAUGCCAUUGAGUUAUUUCCUAAAGAAAAGAGAAAAUAUUGUGGAUUCUAUGGUUCGUUAAUGUGGGGUUUUGCUUGUAUGUUAAUAGCACCUAUUGCUUUUUUAACUCGUAUGUACAGCUGGAGAAUCGUCUACCGAACUUUAGCCAGCGUUUCUUUAUAUUCUCUUAUACAGUACUGGGUGACAGAUGAAUCCAUAAGGUGGUUGGUGGCUAACAACAGGUUAGAAGAAACAGUUACAGUGGUUAAGAAAGCCGCCAGAAUGAACGGUGUUAAUAUUAACGAAAUAUUGAAGUUGAUCUACCAGAAUGAGUUGUUACCUGUUGAUACUGAUAAACCAACCGAUAAACUACUAGCUGCAACAUUAGAUACUGGCGAAGAAGAGGAGAAACAGAUGGAAGUGUUAGAUGCUGGAUUGGAGACCCAAGCCGUUCAUAUAGAAAAAUACACGCUAUUAGAUAUAUUUAAAAAUAGACGUGCGGCAAUAACGUUGAUUUUAAUAUGGUUCGCUUGGUUUACAAACAGUCUGACAUAUUAUGGUAUUUUCCUCAUCUCUUCAAGCCUAGCUGGUAACGUCUAUCUGAAUUUCUUCCUAAAUGCCCUGGUUGAAGUUCCGUCUUCAUUUAUAUACUGGUUUACUAUUGACAGAUUUGGGAGAAAAAAAAUGGCAAUAUUCUUUCAUGGGGUUGCUGCAUUUGGUCUAAUAGUUGCUACAAUACUUAGAAUGUACGACGAUAACGAAGCUGUUUCAAUAUCGGCCACCAUAUUUUCGUUGAUUGGUAAACUGGGUAUUACCGGUUCUUUUAAUGUUGUAUUCGUCUACACACCGGAAAUCUUCCCCACCAAUGUGAGGAAUAUAACAAUUGGAACGGCUUCUACUGCUGCCAGAAUCGGUGGAAUGUUAGCACCCUUUUCUAAUUAUUUGGCUGCAAGUGUGCCAUGGGCACCCGGAGCUAUAUUUGGGUCAUCGUGUUUAAUUGUGUCAAUUACCAUUUUAUAUUUACCAGAAACGAUGGGCAAGGAAGUACCACAAACCAUGGAAGAUCUUAAUAAACUUAAUGAUAAAUAGGGGGAUGAUGGAUGGUGUUAAUAAACUUUAUGAUAAAUAGAGGGGUGAUGGGUGGUGUUAAUAAACUUUAGGGCUUAUGAUAGAUUGAUGAUGGGUGGCGGUAAUAAACUUUAUGAUAAGUAGGGGGAUGAUAGGUGGUGUUAAUAAUCAAUAUGAUAAAUAGAUUAAUGAUAAGUGGUCUUAAUAAAUGGUAUGAUAAAUAGAGGGGUGAUGGAUGAUCUUAAUAAACUUUAUGAUAAAUAGAUUAAUGAUAAGGUUAAUAAACUUUAUAUUCGUGGAUACACAUAAUGAUAAAUGGUGGGCCCAUGGACGGUUUUAAAACUAUAUUUUUAAACAGAACAACCAAUAAUGAUCUUAAUAAAAAUGUGUGAUAGAUAAGGGGGCCAAUAACGAUCUUAAUAAACUUCCUGAUAAACAUUUGGACUGUUAAUGAUCUUCUACAGAACUUAAUGAUAAAUAGUUGAACUAAAUGAUCUUUAACAACUUUCUGAAAAACAUUUGGACUAUUAAUGAUCUUAAACAAAUUUCUGAUAAAUAGUCUAUUUAUGAUCUUAAUGAUCUUUAUAAUAAAUAAACUAAAUUAGUGUUAUAAAAAAUAGGUGUAUCGGCAUAUUGGGAGAGGGGUUAAAAGCCAAGUAGAUAUCGCUGUAGAUAAGAAACAUCCUCCCUCAAGAUAAGAGAUGGUACUAUAUAGUUUUACCUGGCAAAGUAAAAUGCAGAUCAAUAUGCAAAACUGUCUUUUUUUCUUCAAUACUACGAUUGAUUAUUGUUAUUUAUUACAUUGUUGCCACAUCCAACUACACUAAUAAUCAAGCAUAUAUUCCUACCCGAAAUGGAUACAAACCAUCUCUUACAAAUCGGUGCAAUAUUAACUGGCCUUGCCGGGCAUUUUAAAUUUUAUGUUAUGAAGACAUAUUUACGUCAUGGCGUGUCAAAAUACGCCCCGUAAUUAGAAAUGUCCAUAUCAAUUAUAAUAAAACGCCGCUCGAUUAACUUUACUGACAAUAUUUGCAGAUAAACGAAAGUUGUUUCACUAGAAUGGGCUGGGUCUGUUUAAUAAGUCAUAAUAUUAUAAAAUUAACUUAUUUUUCGAAUGUUAUAUGCAUUAGGCCUAAUAGAGAAAUCAGGGCCGUAACUAGCUUUGCAUUAAUAAAAUUGAAUCACAAUGUCAUCGUAUUAAUUCAUAAUAAAAAUUGACGUCAAA
This is a messenger RNA of Patella vulgata (common limpet), 2898 nucleotides long. RefSeq names its product solute carrier family 22 member 4-like. The coding region runs from base 63 to 1694 and encodes 543 amino acids. NCBI's taxonomy places the organism in Eukaryota, Metazoa, Mollusca, Gastropoda, Patellidae. The transcript is spliced from 11 exons. Gene Ontology annotation, biological process: transmembrane transport. The record is from RefSeq and is a predicted model, not a curated record. Gene Ontology annotation, cellular component: membrane. Gene Ontology annotation, molecular function: transmembrane transporter activity.